Molecule: messenger RNA, 1608 nt
Organism: Mollisia scopiformis
Lineage: Eukaryota; Fungi; Ascomycota; Leotiomycetes; Helotiales; Mollisiaceae
Product: 26S proteasome subunit P45
Exons: 4
Coding region: 422-1594 (390 amino acids)
Biological process (GO): positive regulation of RNA polymerase II transcription preinitiation complex assembly
Cellular component (GO): proteasome regulatory particle, base subcomplex; cytosolic proteasome complex
Molecular function (GO): ATP hydrolysis activity; proteasome-activating activity; ATP binding
Source: RefSeq, a predicted model, not a curated record
UUUCAAUCAAUGAAAAGAACAAGUACAUACUAGGCGAAUAGACCUAGAAAGAUGUAUAGCUCCUAGCUUGAGUUAUUGAGGAUCCAAAAUACACAUCUUACCUAGACGGCGAACUUAGUCGUUGAUCAGCCCUGAAGUGUGUUUUUCCAAACAACAACCAAUCAUAUACCGCUCCUUGACUUGCUUUCAUUGGAACCUGUCCCUAUCAAAUCCAAAUCUUCACAUUCUGAUUUGACCAGUUUCACGUGACCUAGAUUUGAAGUACGCGUGAAGCUCGCCGCCUAGCUGGGCCGGAGUUUGGUAUCAACAUAAACGCAACCAAACACAUUUGCCCGCAACGCAUCCCUGAUACUAAAAUCGGUCCGGCAUCUUCCUACAAAUAUCAGAUCUCUCUUCUUAGUACAAGCAUCCUCAACGCAAGAUGUCAGACCCAGAGCGCGAGAAUGCACUCUCCUCCUUCAAGACGAAGCUCCUGGAAAGCCGUGAGUGGGAAUCGAAGCUGAAGUCAUUACGGUUAGACAUCAAAGGACUGCAGAAAGACUUUGAUCAUACGGAGGACAACAUCAAGGCACUUCAGAGUGUUGGGCAGAUCAUUGGGGAAGUGCUGAAACAACUUGAUGAUGAGAGAUUCAUCGUGAAAGCUUCCUCGGGUCCUCGAUAUGUCGUUGGAUGUAGAUCGAAGGUUGACAAGGCUUCGUUGAAGCAAGGAACCCGAGUUGCGCUGGAUAUGACCACCCUCACAAUCAUGCGAAUGUUACCUCGAGAAGUCGACCCGCUUGUGUAUAACAUGUCUUUGGAGGAUCCAGGCCAGGUCAGCUUUGGCGGAAUCGGUGGACUGAACGACCAGAUCAGAGAAUUGCGAGAAGUUAUUGAGCUACCUCUAAAGAACCCUGAGCUCUUCCUGAGAGUCGGCAUCAAGCCUCCAAAAGGUGUUCUGCUCUAUGGACCUCCUGGAACCGGAAAGACAUUACUGGCCAGAGCUGUAGCUAGCAGUUUGGAGACAAACUUUUUGAAGGUUGUGUCUUCUGCUAUCGUUGACAAGUAUAUCGGAGAGUCUGCGCGUUUGAUCAGAGAAAUGUUCGGAUACGCCAAGGAACACGAGCCCUGCAUUAUCUUCAUGGACGAAAUCGACGCUAUCGGAGGACGAAGAUUCUCGGAAGGCACUUCAGCAGAUCGUGAGAUCCAACGUACAUUGAUGGAACUCUUGAAUCAACUUGAUGGUUUCGACUACCUGGGCAAGACUAAGAUCAUCAUGGCUACAAAUCGACCGGAUACCCUCGACCCAGCCCUCCUCCGUGCAGGACGAUUAGACAGGAAAAUCGAGAUCCCACUCCCCAAUGAGGUUGGACGUCUGGAGAUCAUGAAGAUUCAUGCUGCGGGUGUUGUUACGGAGGGCGAUGUUGAUUUUGAGAGCGUGGUCAAGAUGAGUGACGGGCUCAAUGGGGCGGAUUUGCGAAACGUCGUCACGGAAGCCGGCCUCUUCGCCAUCAAGGAUUAUCGAGAUGCAGUUAACCAAGACGAUUUCAACAAGGCAGUACGGAAGGUGGCAGAGUCGAAGAAGUUGGAGGGCAAGCUGGAGUACCAAAAGCUCUAGACGUGGUCAUCAUU